AGGUUCCAGUUCAGGGACUCGAUGAAGGUGCUGGGGAGGGCGGUGGAUCUCACGUACACGCACGCCCGGGGAGAGAAUCGGACGGUGGUGGACGGGGCGGUGGCAUUCGACGCGAGGAACAGGAUGGCGGUGAGCCACGCGCUGGGGACCAAGGAGUGGAAGGUGGGGUACACGUACGCGCACGGGGCACUCCGGCGGACGGUGGCGGAGACUUCCUACGACUUUAAAGGCAACGCCUGGUACUUCGCCGUGACGAGGAGGUUAGAAGGGGGUGAUGCCGUUAAGGCGACAUACGGGACCUCCUCCCAAGCCCUAGGCCUCGAGUGGGCCCGGAACUCUCCAAUUACCGGUACCUUCAAGGUUUCUGCAUCUAUCAAUGUGGCGGAGAAAAAUAUUGUUCCAAAACUUACAGCUGAGAGUACAUGGAAUUAUGAGAUAUGAUUUAUAGAAUUUUAAAAAAAUUCUUUGAUAC
Phoenix dactylifera (date palm) is the source of this 472-nucleotide messenger RNA. NCBI's taxonomy places the organism in Eukaryota, Viridiplantae, Streptophyta, Magnoliopsida, Arecales, Arecaceae. The record is from RefSeq and is a predicted model, not a curated record.